UUAAGGUUCAGCCAAGUUCCCUUUAUACAAUGAGGAAAAGUCUUGCGUUUUAUUGUUUCUUCUUCGUGUGUUUCCUUAUAUGGCACAAUUGCAAUGGAUGUGAUUCGGAGGAAUUUGGGAAGUUCCAAGCUGAAAUAAGUGGAAGACUGCGCGAAAUAGACGCACAGAACUACAGAUUAUCAGAACGUUUGUUAAAAUGCGAGUCUGCCUCUAAAGGCGAUUCAGGGCCGGUGGGUCCAGAAGGUCCGACUGGGCCACCUGGUAAAGAUGGCUUAGAUGGUUGCGAUGGAAAGGACGGACUUCAAGGAAUUCCUGCACUCAUAGAAAUUUUCCGGUAA
Molecule: messenger RNA, 338 nt
Organism: Drosophila takahashii
Lineage: Eukaryota; Metazoa; Arthropoda; Insecta; Diptera; Drosophilidae
Source: RefSeq, a predicted model, not a curated record